Molecule: messenger RNA, 1311 nt
Organism: Malassezia globosa CBS 7966
Lineage: Eukaryota; Fungi; Basidiomycota; Malasseziomycetes; Malasseziales; Malasseziaceae
Exons: 1
Coding region: 1-1311 (436 amino acids)
Source: RefSeq, a predicted model, not a curated record
AUGGCAUCACGCGCAGAUUCUCUUGUGCCAGCAAUCAAGAAGAGCCUCCGUGCUUGGCCGCGCACACCUGAUCACCUCUGUUUGUUUUCUAUUAGCAAAAAUAUGCCACAAAGCGUCAUGACUGAGCUGGUAUCGAGCAUCUCACACACGCAGCAAACACACGUGGGCACGCUAAGUGAGCCUUUGCAUCCCGGGACCUUGUCACAACACGCGUCGUCCAUGCCAGCGCCCUUGUAUAGCGUUGCUUUGGCACGGAUUCCAGCGUCGCAGGCCAUAGCCUUUCGAUCAGUCAUCCCUGGCGCACCGCGUAUCGCUGUUGGCCGCUGGCCCGAGCAGAAAGAGACAUGGCAUGCUGACCCAACCGCGCGAACGAAGCAUCUCGACGAGACAGGUCAUUGGGCGCCCCUCUGGGGACGCCAAAAUGUCGAAAGACGCAUUCCUGUUGAGCUCGAGACUAUUGCCCGGAAUCCCAGCGAUAUCCAUGCGUUCCUCCUCUUCAGCGACGCAUUCCCACAGGGCCUCCUAGAGGGACUAGACUCACACUUCCCUCACACAAGUCUUCUGGGAACAGUUGCAGCCUACACACCAUUCGAAACGGGUCGCGAGCAUACACUGUUCUACGGUACAAGCACACAGGGUGUCUACGAAAAAGGCGCCGUGGGUAUCGCAUUUCGUUCAUCGGCGCGGCUCGAACGCACGCUCGGCGGCCUUGUGCCCAUAGGCCCACGCCUGGCCAUAACAGGCGCGCAGGGCAAUAUCAUUUCGUCGCUGGACCAUCACAACGCGACCCAGCAGCUCAUUCGGCUCAUAACUGGGCAGCAAAAAGCACGGGGCGAGGCUGUUCAGGAUCCACAGGCCGUGCGUGCGAUGGCCAGCCAUGUCCGCAAAGACGACGAUGUGUUCUUGGGCGUGUAUGCACAUCCUGAGGACGACAUGCCGCUUACAAUAACGCGCAUACAAUCUGGGCAUCCGAUGCGCGGGACAUUGUGCAUCGAUGCCGACAUUGAGCUGGGUGGACCACAAAAGUACGCGCAAGUGUACCGCAAUGGCCAUGAGCGAGGCGUAGCAGAUCCAUUCUUGCCCGCGUCAAUUCGAUACAUCGUUGCGUCUGGCAACGAGACAGCCACGGCCUUGCAGAAAGCCAAGACACAUCUAACACGAAUGGACAACGACCUUGCAUCUCUCGAGCAUACAUUCUUAGUUGCGAGCGACAAGGGAUGGUUCGGUCGAGCAUCCACUUCGUUUUCAAGUCCUGCCCACACGUAUGCCAUUCCACAUACAAGUGCGAGUCUUACUCACUCACUCACAUAA